Molecule: messenger RNA, 1730 nt
Organism: Callithrix jacchus (white-tufted-ear marmoset)
Lineage: Eukaryota; Metazoa; Chordata; Mammalia; Primates; Cebidae
Product: STING ER exit protein
Biological process (GO): endoplasmic reticulum to Golgi vesicle-mediated transport; endoplasmic reticulum membrane organization
Source: RefSeq, a predicted model, not a curated record
CAUCGAAUUGGAAGUCCUGACCAGAGCGAUCAGGCAAGAUAAAGAAAUAAAAGGCGGUGACGUCAUUUCCGGCGCGACCGUCUUCUCGGCGUAGUCCAGGGUGAUCUUGGGAACUAUGCCGAAAGUAGUGUCUAGGUCGGUAGUCUGCUCUGACACUCGGGACCGGGAGGAGUAUGAAGACGGCGAGAAGCCCCUCCAUGUGUACUACUGUUUGUGCGGCCAGAUGGUCCUAGUGCUGGACUGCCAGUUAGAGAAAUUGCCCAUGAGGCCCCGGGACCGGUCCCGUGUGAUUGAUGCUGCCAAACAUGCCCAUAAGUUUUGCAACACGGAAGACGAGGAGACUACGUAUCUGCGGAGACCUGAAGGCAUUGAACGACAGUACAGGAAGAAAUGUGCAAAGUGUGGACUGCUGCUCUUCUACCAAUCGCAGCCAAAGAAUGCUCCAGUUACUUUCAUUGUCGAUGGAGCAGUAGUCAAGUUUGGCCAGGGCUUUCGAAAAACAAACAUAUAUACUCAGAAACAAGAGCCUCCUAAGAAGGUGAUGAUGACCAAACGGACCAAAGACAUGGGAAAGUUCAGUUCCGUCACUGUGUCUACCAUCGAUGAAGAGGAAGAGGAGAUUGAGGCUAGGGAAGUUGCCGAUUCAUAUGCACAGAAUGCCAAAGUGAUUGAAAAACAGCUAGAGCGCAAAGGCAUGAGCAAGAGACGACUGCAAGAGCUGGCUGAACUGGAAGCCAAGAAAGUGAAAACGAAGGGGACCUUGAUUGACAAGCAGUUCAAAUAACCAGACUGUUUCCUGAGUCCUAGACUGGAGGCAGACAUUUAGAUCAGGAGGCAAAGUACUUCCUUGAUUACAUAGACUGGUUCCUAUUUAUGUCCUAGCAGAAGUCUUUACAUUGUUUCCCAUUGAUUCUCCUGCAUUCGGUGAGGUCUUUAACUGGGACCUGCUUUCUAGGAGAUGGAGUUUUCUAAAUUUUUCUCUACUUAGGUUUUCUGUACUAUUUUUUGUCCAUUUGAUGCAAACUUCUUCAGCUGUGUAGAAACUUUACUAAUAGAUCAGUGCUUGAAUGUUUCCAGUCUCUAAAGUGGCUGCUUUUAUUCUUUCUUCAAAGUUAAUAACAUGUUUCAAGAUAUUUGGACAAAAUAUUAAAGUGUAUCAUAGAGAAAAGCAGUGUGAAUUAUAUUUAGGCAUAGCAAGUCAGAUCCUUUCAAGUGAUUGUCUCUGUUCUUAGAAGGGUUCUUGGAAUUGGCUGUGGUUUGAAUCUUUCUACAGUCAGAGGAGACCCAUUAAAAGCCAGAAUCUGCAUAAAGCUUUCUUUACUUCAAACACUAAAGCUAUAGGUGUGCCAUCCCAUGUCAGACUUUAUACUCACAGAAGGGAAAGCCAGAUUGCAGUGAAGGGGGUAGGGCAGCUCAGAUCCAAAUGAAAAUAGGGUCUCAAUAAGUCACCCAAGGGAGCUACCAUCUUGUAGGGCAGCUAGUACCGCUUCCUUGCAUGGAUUCAUUUAUAAGAGGGAGAUGUUAUAGAUUAAUAAAUGAUAGCGAGAUAAACAAAAUGAUCUGUUAGGUAUCUUUUAGUUUACAUUUGCUAUUUGCAAAGGAGUGUUGUAUAUAUAGAUAUUAUUUUAUGUCACACUGCUUCAGAGAUACCUAUAUCCAUGUGUUCAUGUAUUAUCCAUCCACCUGUAUUAAAAGAUGUUGGGACAGGAAGAAAAAAAAAGAAAUAAAAG